Molecule: messenger RNA, 6202 nt
Organism: Odocoileus virginianus texanus
Lineage: Eukaryota; Metazoa; Chordata; Mammalia; Artiodactyla; Cervidae
Source: RefSeq, a predicted model, not a curated record
GAAAGAGGUCAAAAGAAGAAAACAGUAGGAGACCGGGCACGCUGUCUCUCCGUCUCCGCCCUUUGCAAUACGAGGGCAUUCUCUUCUUUUCCUCUCUUCAGUCACCCGCCCAUUGAAGGUGAGUUAAUUACUAACCAACUAUUGCUUACUCUGCAGCAGGAGUCGGGGUCUUCGUGGAAGCCAGAGCUACAGAGUUGAGCCCUUUAUAACGCAACUGGGGGACUUGCCUCUCUCUUCCUCGACUCUCUGAGCCUUAAGUGCACCCGAGUAGGUUGAUAGCUGGAGACGGGUGUGCUUUUCUGAAGACCGGGGCUGAGAUGCAUUUUUUUUUUUUUUUUCAUCUGCCUGUUUAGGUUGGGUAAAGCAUAUUGUGCAGGCAACAAGAAAAGAAAACAAGUUUGCUUUAGAAAUUUCCAUCUCUGAGCAAUUGAAAUUGAGUUGUGAUUUUGGAAGAGAAUAGUUGGAGUAGACGGAGUAGAAAUGGAAAAUCGCCCCGGGGAGGAACAGUGCUUUGGUUUUCCAUUGCAUUUCUAACAGGAAAUUUUCCCAUAGCUUUAUCAACUCAAUGUCUAUCUUUAUUUAAAUAAAAGGUGCAGUGUGUGUGUUCUGUGUGUGUGUGUAUGUGUGUGUGUGUGCGCGUGCGCGUGAUAAAGGAGCUCCUUGUGGAAGGGUGUGGAAGGUGUGAGCCGUGCUAGGUUGUUUGUAAGGUGAUGUGAGGUUUGGUUACAUUGGAAAAACUCCAAGUCAGGUUACCAGCUCAUCUUUGGAAGCCCAUGGAUAAUCUAGUUGCAAAGUCAAGCCUAUUUGAGUUCAACCUCAUUAAAUUUCUUACUUUGCCUGUUAAUAGACACAAGGCCUGGCAAACUGGAAGCUACUCAGCUGUGCCAGGGCCCCACCCACGUUAAUACUUCACCAUAGCAUGUCAAGUCUAGUAGGAAUUCCGAGAGGGGUUCAGGCCGAAGCAGUGUGGCAGGAUCCAGAGAGGAGAACCAGACCAGUGCCGUGGUUUUUCUUUGCAUUCCUUCAGGUGUCCUGCUGGCAAUAUGUGCGGCAGUGUUCCCCGCACACGGACGCUGGGUGUAGAAGCCAAGUCAGGGUAACAAGUCAGCUCUCCAUCCUCUAGCUUGUGGGAGUUAACACUCUGUUCCUUAACUUGACGCCUUUUCCUCCUGCUUCCAGAAAAAGGAAGUGGGAAGACCUAGUGCCAGGAUCCCAGAGCCUGGCACGCAAGCCCUGAAUUGGGUUUCUUCCUGGCACCAGAACCUUUAGGCUCUAGCUCAGCCCACACCCCAGAACCAGCCCACCAAGCUCAGUGACUGAGGGCUGCCACAGAUGGUGACCUUGUCAGCAAUAAGGAUGAGCUGUGAUGUCAAGCAAAGCCCCUCUGCACAGGGGAUGUUUCCACCCCACUCUCCCUCAAAUCUACUGGUGAAAGAGGCAAUUAUAUAAUUGCCUAAACUUACAUGGAAACCUGCCCAUGUGCUUGUGGAGAGGGAUACGCAUACAGCGCAACUUUUAGUUUUCUUGGCCUCCUUAGGAUGUUCUCCAGUCCAAGGCACAUUUGACUGGUCAGCAGGAGACCUGGAGACCUGGAGACCUGGAGAUCGGAAACCUCUUUGACCACUAGGGAGAGAGAUGAGUUCUUAGAGGAUUUGGGGGUGGUUUCAUGGGAGGAGGGUGACCAGGGAGCCUUCAGACUGUUCAGGAGGUACAGAGGAGCCAAACAGGAGUGGGCUGGAGCCCUCUUCCCACCCCACCCCGUCCAGAUGCCAGAAUGCCACAUGCCAUUUUUUUUACUCUCCUCCAAGGCUUGGCUGGCUUCAGGGAGUGGUUAAUAUUUAAUAUGCCUUUGCACGGGUGACGCUGAUACAGGCUGUGCACAUCUCUUAAUCCAUUCCUUUCUCCCCUCAAGCUGCCCAAAGAGGUCAAGUGUUCAAAGAUACCAAACUCUCACCUUGAGUGUUUUGCCUGUUGUUCCGCUUAUCAAGUAGAAAUACCUCAGGUUUCAAAAUGGCUGCCCUGAAACAGCCCACAAGUUUCAAGGUUGUAAAGUUGUUGGAAGGAAGUGCAGCAUCCAGGUCAGGUCAGCCUGGAGAGGGAGUGGGAAGAAGAGAAGACAUCUUCACGGUUCAGACGUUUGGGAUCAGAACACUAGGUGUGGAAGGGAGGUGGAAGCACACUGGGGAUCAUUCAGCUUUGGUUUCAGGUCCAGGUUAAUCUCUGUGGUGAUUCUGUUGUGCUUACUUGAGUGUCAGCAACAGUUGAUGUCAUUUCUUUACUCUGGAAAUAUCUGUUGUUGGGACAAAAAGCUGGCCUGGAUGCAUAAAGUUGAAUCAAAAGAGGAUGUUCCUGGGGUUUUCAGUGUUUAGUCAGGGGUGGCCAAUGGUCCUUCUUUAGGUACAUGGCCCUCUUGCGUGUGGAAAGCCUUUGUGAUACCCUCUAGAAGGGCUGGGAGCCACGGGCUGUCCCAUAGAUGCAGUUAUAUGGAUCGUUUCCUACUUCCCAUAGGAAGGGGAGUUAGAAAGAACCCCAGCUUUCUUAGCUGUCAAGUGGAGAAAAUAUCCCAUCCUGCCUAAGCUAGCAGUUUUUUUAAAAAACUCAAUUAGCAUAUCUGAAAGCACAUUAUAAGCUAUACCCUGCUGUGUUUUUUGAAGCAGUGCUGUUCAUAUUGUUUCUAUCUCUUCCAGCUGCUUCAAGCCAUCCUUGGUUCCAAAGUGAGAGUGUGUUAGGCUGCCCUGGGAGGAAGGAGAGGCUAGCAAACCCCUGUAAAGUCCAACACGUGCUUGGAAGAACAAGGCAGUAAUUUUUUUCUGAAAGGAAAAGGCAGCAUCUGCAUAUCUGUUCACAGAGAACAUUCCAUUAAUUACAGCCCAGCCUGGGACAUUCUCCACUUCCCUUCACUUCCCCUCUGGGAGCCCCUUUCACCACCCCUGCACCUUGCUUCAGGCGAUGCCCGAGAGAGAGCUGUGGCCAGCAGGGCCUGGCUUGGAACCCACCACCCGCGUCAGCAGCUGCGACAGUAUGAUGAGCACCACCUCCACGCGCUCUGGAUCUAGUGACAGCAGCUACGACUUCCUGUCCGCUGAAGAGAAGGAGUGUCUGCUAUUCCUGGAGGAAACCAUUGGCUCCCUGGACGCCGAGGCUGACAGCGGGCUGUCCACUGGCGAGUCUGAGCAAGCCACAACUCCCCGAGGUCCCCGAGCACUUCCCCUGACCCAGCCUGCCCCCCAGGGACAUCCAGAGGAGACAACUGUCCGAGGACCGGAGCCAAAAAGAGUGACUCCAUUCAGCUCAGCUCAUCCCCCCAGGCCCCAAAGCCUGGGCCUCAGGUCUGGCUCCAACAGCCUCCCCAGAAAUAUCCACAUCGGCAGAAACCAGAACCUCAGAAAAAGCACCACCCUGACUAACAGCCAUAAUCGAGGGGGAUCCGAGGGACUUGUCUCGGGACCUGAGACAGAGAGGGUCAGCCAGAGCCCUGAGCCCAGCCACGCGCUGGUCACGCCCCCAGAGGCUGCCCUUGAGCUGGCCGGGGCGCUCAUCCCCCCACCGGAGGCUUUCCAGGACGCCCAGCCCGAGCAGCGUGGCCAAGGCAGCCUGCCCAGAGGACCAGGGGAGCUGAGCCCCAGGCCCCAGGCCCACCCAUCACUUAGCUCCCAGAGAAACAGGGAGCCGGCUCCAGAGGCCAUGUCCCAAAAAGCCAGUGAGAAAGGCUCAACCGGGGAACCUGCACCACCUCGGCCUCCUCCCCUGGUGUGCUCUCGGGAUGCAGGCGCUAGAGAUGCGGCCGUCCCUUCUGGGGGCCAUCCAAAUGGCCGGCCGGCCCCCAUCACGGCCCCUAAGCCCCGGAAGCUGCCGCCAAACAUUAUCCUGAAGAGCAGCCGCAGCAGUUUCCACAGCGACCCCCCAAACCGGCUGUCCCGCCGCUCGGAGGCUGCGCCCGGGGACCCCAGCCCCGCCUCGUCCUCACUGCAGGAGCAGAGGAAAGCACGCAGGGAAGCGCUGGAGAAGCUGGGGCUGCCGCAGGACCAGGAGGAGCCCAGCCCCCGCUUAAGCAGGCCCUCCGUCAGGCUCAAGGAGACUGGCGCUCAGGCCGUGUCCCCGGCCCCAGCCCAGGUCCCCGGAAGGGCCCUGGCCCCUGCACCCACGCGGGGCCCUUCUCCCGGGAAAGCGCCAGCUCUGGCCCAGCCGCCUUCUCCAGACAAGGUUCUGGUUCCCUCCCAGGAGCCCACUCAGGGGACAGCUCCAGCUGCCAAAUCCACGCCAAUUCCUGUCCCGAAGGGCCCGCGGGCACGCAGUCCCCUGACCCAGCAAAAGCCAGACUCCGGGCUGACCCUCCAGGAGAGCGGCGUCCCUGGCCUCAGACAGAUGAGCUUCAAGUCCAGCACCCUGGAGCGGUCAGGCGUCGGGCUGAGCAGCUACCUCUCAGCGGAGAAGGCUCCCAGCCCCCAAACCAGCAGCUCUCUGGAAAAAGGCUCCUUGCCGGACAGGAUCUCGCCCGGCGUCUUGCGUAAUUCCCGGCCGCGCCCGGCCUCGUUGGGCACGGGGAAGGACUUCGAGGGUAUCCAGGUGGGCAAGCUGGCUGACCUGGAGCAGGAGGGGCGCCCCAAGCACCUCUCUUACCAGGGACAGAGCCGAGACAAGCUGCCCCGGCCCCCCUGUGUCAGCGUCAGGAUCUCCCCAAAGGGGGUGUCCGAUGAACACAGAAGGGAGGCUCUGAAGAAGCUGGGCCUGUUGAAGGAGUAGGCCACUGGCCACCAGCCCAACCCACACAGCCCCCUCCCCGCACCCCAUUACUCAAGGUGGGACGCAGAGCUCGACUUAGCCUCCCCACCUCGCGACUCAGGAGCUGGACAGGGGUCAGCUCCUCUCCAACGGCGGCCUCUCUCUGAGGGAGAGCCUGGAGCACACACUUAUAUUCACGGCAGCUCUGCCAAUGAAAGUGAAGUCGCUCAGCUGUGUCCGACUCUCUGCGAACCCAUGGGCUGUAGCCUGCCAGGCUCCUCUUGUCCAUGGGAUUUUCCAGGCAAGAGUACUGGAGUGAGUUGCCAUUGCCUUCUCCAGGGGAUCUUCCUGACCCAGGGAUCGAACCCACGUUUCAGGCAGAUGCUUAACUGUCUGAGCUACAGGGAAGUCCUCAGUGCCUGCACAAAUGAUCCUGAAGAGGAUUUCCACAGGAGGGUGUGUGUGUGUGUGUGUGUGUGUGUGUGUGUGUAUGUGUGUGUGUGUGUGUUUUAUACGCUGUAUAUAUCACUGACGCUAUUUAUAUGACACAAGGAGUCAUUGCUCAGAAUUCUGUUCUGGUUGAAAUUUUUCUUAUGCUGGGUAGAGUUCAGCCUAGCCAGAACUGAGUGGAGAGGCAUGGCUGAGCCUGAGAAAAAUAGUCAAAUGAGACAAUAGACGUUCCCAUGACAUUAGGCAAAUACAGAGUCACAUGAAACGUGGGUCUCCCAGAAUCCCCACAGUGGAUGGAGACUGGCUCAGACCUUGCUGGAGUCCCCUCUCUCUUCUGGCCUUCUAGACAGAGGCCCAUGGCCAAGGAGGCUGUUUGCUGCCCUCUCACUGUCCUUAGUCCUGAGGAUCAGACACAUCCUGACACUCUUGUUGGUCUGUGGAGGCGGGAUGAAUAUCUACACAUCAUACUUCCCUUGGGGAGGGUCUUGUCCUUAAGGCUUGUUAAACUCAGUGAUAAACUUUGAUGGGCCCUGACUCCGAGAUCCCUGUUUUUCCUGCUCUGGAUCUCCAUCUGCACAGGACUGAAGUCAGGGCUGGGCCACCAGUGAGUUGGGAACUCAAGCCUAGAGACAUUGUAAAUACCAAGAAACUCUUGAAAGCCUUUGUCUACAUGAUUGCAAAUUAUGUUUUGAUUUCCUCAAUUCCUAUGGAAAAUCAGCAGCUUACAUUCUCUGCUAAUUAUUUACGUAUAGACCAGCAGAGCUGGGGGGGCCAUAGAGACCCUCUAAUCCAGUCCUGUUAGGGAAGGGAAGUGGCUCAUCGUGGUCAAUGUGCCAUUAGUGACAGAGCUGAGGUCAGAGCUGGGGCUCCCAUUCCCUCCCACACUGCAGGCCCUGCCCCUCCAGCAGGGCCCUUGUCCAUCCACACAGCAUCCUCAGGACCAGCAGUCACCAGCAGAAGUCUAACCUGAAAGUUCUUCAAGCUCUAAGGUGUCUUCUGAAACAGCAGACAUUAAAUGUUCAGGAUCAUA